Messenger RNA from Habropoda laboriosa, 609 nucleotides. Its product is annotated as A-kinase anchor protein 14-like. NCBI's taxonomy places the organism in Eukaryota, Metazoa, Arthropoda, Insecta, Hymenoptera, Apidae. Gene Ontology annotation, cellular component: cAMP-dependent protein kinase complex. The record is from RefSeq and is a predicted model, not a curated record. Gene Ontology annotation, molecular function: protein kinase A regulatory subunit binding. The transcript has 4 exons. The coding region runs from base 1 to 609 and encodes 202 amino acids.
AUGAUUGUACAACAGCGACGCUCAGCAUAUAAUAUUCAGCCUAAAAAUUUGGCCUAUUGUCACCAUCCUUAUCAAUAUUAUCGUACUGUGACAGAUUUCAUUAAAAGAUUCGUUGAUCAGACACUUUUGAAGGCAUUCAAGAUAAUCGAAAACAUGGGCGAAUUAACUUUCGACGAGCGAUCUGGCGUGACUACACGAAAAUUAGGCUACUUCGGUAACGACUGGCCUACAUGUGGAAGUUUUAACACACGAAACGGUCUAGAAAGUGUAAUUAACGAAAUGGAAUCAUGGAAUGCAUUAUCAGCUUUGAAGGAUUGGAUGUUUCAUGUAACAUUCAUUGGUCUUCGAUACAAGCACACUGUCGAAGUUUGUACUUAUCAAGUUCUUUGGAGUGUACCCACUCCAGCAUACCCUGAACCACAAGUCACAGUCAGUGUAUAUUUCCACAUAGCACAAACUCGGGUUUAUCCACCUCAAUUUCCUGUCGAUGUUACAUACGUUUUCGAAGGGCAUCACGUUUCACAUUCCUUAAACAUGAUUUUCAGGCCGAAAUGGCUCUACGAUAUCUUAGAUAUGAAAACAAUGAUGUUCAAAACUUUUAAUUUUUAA